Molecule: messenger RNA, 537 nt
Organism: Amphibalanus amphitrite
Lineage: Eukaryota; Metazoa; Arthropoda; Thecostraca; Balanomorpha; Balanidae
Product: myosin-binding protein C, slow-type-like
Exons: 4
Coding region: 1-537 (178 amino acids)
Molecular function (GO): protein binding
Source: RefSeq, a predicted model, not a curated record
AUGGCAAACGGAGACUUCUUGCUGGUGGUGAUCGUUUCUCAUCUUCUUCGGACAGGCUACUGUUCACCUUUGACCCCGGUCUCGGUCAAGGCAGGAAACAACGCCACGCUGCCCUGUCCCGCCCUGUCGGCCGCCGAUGCCAGCGCCCCUGGUGACUAUCGGGUGAACCAGCUGGUGUGGAGCCGCUGCUCAGGCAAGAAGACGUGCCUGGUGGCCGGCCAAUCGAGCCAGCUGGUGACCUAUGCGGGUGGAAAGGUCAGCGUCCAACAGGAGGACGCUCGUCUCUCCCUGGAUCUGGACUCGUGGUCCCUGGUGAUCGACCCGGCCAGAGCCACCGACUCGGGCGUCUACAGCUGCGUCUUCAACAAGCAGGCCUCCGAGCGCAACAUCGUCCAGCUGCUCGUCCUCGACGUGCCGAGUCCCCCGGGGCGGCCCAUGGUGCUCCGUCACGAGUCCCGGCUGGUUAACCUCAGCUGGGCUCCCAGCAAGUACACCAAUAACGCGCCGAUCGAGUACUACGUGGUCCAGACCAGGUAG